Messenger RNA from Galleria mellonella (greater wax moth), 811 nucleotides. RefSeq names its product 40S ribosomal protein S8 (gene RpS8). The record is from RefSeq and is a predicted model, not a curated record. Gene Ontology annotation, molecular function: structural constituent of ribosome. NCBI's taxonomy places the organism in Eukaryota, Metazoa, Arthropoda, Insecta, Lepidoptera, Pyralidae. Gene Ontology annotation, cellular component: ribosome; cytosolic small ribosomal subunit. The transcript is spliced from 6 exons. Gene Ontology annotation, biological process: translation; maturation of SSU-rRNA from tricistronic rRNA transcript (SSU-rRNA, 5.8S rRNA, LSU-rRNA). Bases 146 to 772 code for a protein of 208 amino acids.
AAAAUUGGAAUUUACUAAAAAACCAGUCUGAAAGUGUUUCUAACCAUAAACUAAAACAGACAAUCAACCAUAGAGUACAGACUGUCAGUAGUUUAUUAUUAGUUCCGUCUGUCAAAUUAAUCUUUCUCUUUUCGGCUCAACCAAGAUGGGUAUUAGUCGUGAUCACUGGCAUAAACGGAGGGCCACGGGUGGCAAGCGUGCCCCCAUUCGCAAGAAGAGGAAGUAUGAGCUAGGUCGUCCGGCUGCCAACACUAAGCUUGGCGCUCAACGUAUACAUCUAGUGCGAUCCCGCGGUGGCAAUGUUAAAUACCGCGCUCUUCGCCUGGACUCUGGAAAUUUUUCAUGGGGCUCUGAAUGCUCUACCCGUAAAACACGUAUCAUUGAUGUAGUAUACAAUGCAUCUAACAAUGAAUUGGUGCGAACUAAAACACUUGUGAAAAAUGCUAUUGUUGUGGUAGAUGCAACACCCUUUAGGCAGUGGUAUGAGUCUCAUUACCUUCUGCCACUCGGAAGAAAGAAGGGUGCUAAGUUGACUGAGGCGGAAGAUGCCAUCAUUAACAAAAAGCGCAGCAAGAAGACAGCAAAGAAAUAUGUAUCGAGGCAACGCCUCUCCAAGGUUGAAGCGGCUCUUGAAGAGCAGUUUCAUACAGGACGUUUGUUAGCGUGCGUGGCCAGCCGGCCGGGCCAGUGCGGUCGCGCUGAUGGCUACGUGCUGGAAGGUAAAGAAUUGGAAUUUUACUUGAGGAAGAUCAAAUCCAAGAGGGCUAAGUAAAAGUGUAAUGUAAAAAAAUAAAUGUAAAAACACAUAUAA